This is a messenger RNA of Haliotis rubra (blacklip abalone), 349 nucleotides long. RefSeq lists its product as uncharacterized. Bases 2 to 349 code for a protein of 115 amino acids. The record is from RefSeq and is a predicted model, not a curated record. The transcript is spliced from 3 exons. NCBI's taxonomy places the organism in Eukaryota, Metazoa, Mollusca, Gastropoda, Lepetellida, Haliotidae.
UAUGUCGUACAGUAAUCUGAAGGACUACCAGCAGGCAGUGAACUGUACUCUGCAGGUACAGAAGCAAUGCAGUGAUGACGCGAUGAAGCCCACAGUAGCCGACUCUCAGACAGUGCAGGACGGCUUGACUAAACUCUGUGGUCAUAUCGGGGAUUUCGACACCAAGUGCGUUCAAAAUGCUCCCAAAGGAACUUGUGGCAGUAGACGCCCCGCUUUGGAUCCGAAACAUCUGUGCGCCACCACUAGCGCCACCCAGAACUGUCUGGUGUCAGCGGUGAGCAGCUGCAGCAAGAGGACCGUCAGCAUGUUCAAGGACGUCCUACUUAGCCAAUCCCCGUCUUGUGUCUAA